AUGCAUGAGCUUCUGCUCUUCGCCUCGGUCCCCGCGCACCAGCAUCAUGAGCUCCUUCAACAGUUGGCCGGGUUGACGGCCAUGCAACCCCGUCACCGCCUGGAAAGACGCUUGGUUUUCAAGGCCUACCGCAAGCCAGGUUUAACCACCACCCGGGUUGGGGCCAGUCAAGAUCUGCAGGGUGUCGAAUUGCAGCGCCUUAAUAAAAUGCUCAAUGGCGGCAUGUUCUAUACCCAAGUAGUUGGCCCCGUCGCCAAUGCCGACUUUGGCGGGAACCCUUCCUCAUCUGGAGAUCCCGAUGUCUCCAUGUCCGGAUUGGAGGAGAAGCCAUCGUCGUCUUCAUCGUCUUACAGUUACGAGGACCAGCCCUGGAAACUUGAAUUCAGAGAUAUUCCCGAGGCAGGCACUCGAUCCGCCGUGACUGCUCGUCUAAUGGCCAGUGCCACGCUGCCUAAAGGUGAUAUCACGGCGCCCAUGAAUGCCUGGGGCUAUAGCUUUGUCACCGAGUACGUGGUGGAAGGGGAUGUCUUUGUUCUCAAUGACAUCGUUAUCUUCCUACACCGUGUCCUGCUUUACCCGACUGGGACGCAGGAAUCACAUGGACCUCGUCGGCAGCUGCCUGCUUAUCAGGAACUCUCACCGCUGGAACGGACAGGGAGCUAUGUCCUGCAAGCUGCUAUCACCGUCCAGGACGGCGGGAAUCAGGAGAUGAUGAGGACGGCUUCGCAGCAUUUGUUCGGGCUUCGCGAGCAGCUCAAGUCGGCCGUCCGUCUAGAGAUGGCGGAUCGGCUGUCUCUGGAUACGCGAGCGAAGUAA
Messenger RNA from Aspergillus eucalypticola CBS 122712, 816 nucleotides. Its product is annotated as mediator of RNA polymerase II transcription subunit 18. Gene Ontology annotation, molecular function: transcription coregulator activity. Gene Ontology annotation, biological process: regulation of transcription by RNA polymerase II; termination of RNA polymerase II transcription. Gene Ontology annotation, cellular component: core mediator complex; mediator complex. Lineage: Eukaryota; Fungi; Ascomycota; Eurotiomycetes; Eurotiales; Aspergillaceae. The record is from RefSeq and is a predicted model, not a curated record. The transcript has 2 exons. Bases 1 to 816 code for a protein of 271 amino acids.